AUGCCAGGCCUGUUUGGGAACAUGGGGAACCAUGGAUUCAAGACCCAUCUGCUCUUGCUACAAGGCUGUACAGCACGCCGCGCCAUUGCAAGUAGAGAACAACAACAACGCCAAAGUACCGUUGGCAAUGCCGCGCAGUCUUCAAAGGCAGAAGGUUUUGACAGGUGGGUUGUUGGGCCGGCGCGGUUGAGAGAGCUCGGCAGGCAAAAGGUGCAACUCUUGCUGCCCGCCCCCCAGAUGCAUACAAGGACAGGCUUGAAAGCCUUCCGGGACGCGACGACACCGCGCGAAAACGAGAGUAAGAUUUGCUGGGAUGUGAUGUUACGCAAAUUCUUUGCUGCCAGAGGCGUGAAUAACGCCCAGGGCAUGCACUCGCAUCAGCAUGCCUCAUCCCCUGAUGUCUGCGAACGCGAGAGCCGCCUCAACACCCAAGACAACGCCGGGUAA
Mycena indigotica is the source of this 447-nucleotide messenger RNA. RefSeq lists its product as uncharacterized. Lineage: Eukaryota; Fungi; Basidiomycota; Agaricomycetes; Agaricales; Mycenaceae. Bases 1 to 447 code for a protein of 148 amino acids. The record is from RefSeq and is a predicted model, not a curated record. The transcript is spliced from 7 exons.